This is a messenger RNA of Aricia agestis (brown argus), 1131 nucleotides long. Its product is annotated as serine hydrolase-like protein. The transcript is spliced from 4 exons. The record is from RefSeq and is a predicted model, not a curated record. The coding region runs from base 93 to 1001 and encodes 302 amino acids. Lineage: Eukaryota; Metazoa; Arthropoda; Insecta; Lepidoptera; Lycaenidae.
CAUAUGGCAAAUAAAACAUUACUAAUGUGAUUCAAUUGAAUAAAUUGAUAUGAUUUAAGAACGAGGUUUCAUUGGGUACUAUAAUUAUCAUUAUGAAGGUCUUAAAGGAAUGGUGCAUAGAUGCACCUUGGGGAAAAAUUGCAUUUAUGUCAUGGGGAAACCCCAAUGGGGAGCCUGUUCUUCUGGUCCAUGGACGCCAGGACAGCUUGGUGACUUUUGAACCUCUGCUAAAGUUGUUACCGGACUCAUACCACUAUGUCGCCUUUGAUCUACCCGGUCACGGCAAGUCUGAUGGAUUUCCAAAAGGAUCUCAAAUUCAGAGAGUAACAUAUGUAUUGGCAGUGAAAGUAGCUGUGGACCACCUCGACUGGCAACAGUUUAUAUACAUUGGGCAUUCCAUGGCCUCUGAAUUAGGUCUUUUCUACAGUGUCCUACAUCCUAACAGAAUAAAAAAGAUGGUGCUCCUAGACCCAGGUCCGUCAUUUCAAUUUUUAGUUGCGUAUGAGCCCAGGAGGAAUUUCAAAGACUUGUGUGCAAGUUACUAUGAUAACUACAAAUUCUUUACGAAGGAUGAUCAAGUUUAUACUAAAGAAAGUGCUAUUAAAGCUGUCAUGAGGAACAGGAGCAUGACCAGAGACCAGGCAGAGCUAUUGCUGUCCAGAAACUUAAUUAAAGUUGGCGAAGAUAAGUACAAAUUGUCCUGGGAGAGACGUUUAAAAGUACUUUAUCCCCUACAAAAUACAUUGGAAUAUCAGAAGGAGCUAUUCAGUAAAAACUCGCCACCUUUGUUUAUGGUGGCAUGUACCCAGAGUCACAGCAAGUUUUCCUACCGAGACACCUGGGUAGAGUCACUGAAGCUGCUGGAGUACAUGAGCCAACAGAAGAAUUGCACAAUGAUUACUGUAGAGGGGGAUCAUGACUUGCAUUUCAAGAAUCCUGAACUUUUUAUAAAAGAUCUAAGAAGCUUCCUACACAAAUCCUUUGUUGAUAGUAAAAUUUAAACAUUAUUGUAUGUAUGAUAAUUCUGAUGCAUUUGUUACUUCUUCCAUUUGUUUGCGCUUUAUUUGAUGUAUUGUUCAGUUUCUAAGGGUUUUCUGAUGGCAGUUUGUCUAUCCACUAGGAGAGAUUAAC